AUGCCCCGGCGGAACCCGCUCGCCCUCGGCCUGCUCGUUUGCCUGCUGGCCGCUCCGCUGCUGGGCUGCGGCCCGGGACGGGGCCCGGUGGGGCGGCGGCGGCUGGGGCGGCGGCAGCUCUCUCCGCUGCUCUACAAACAGUUCGUGCCCAACGUGCCCGAGCAGACCCUGGGGGCGAGCGGGAAGGCGGAGGGCAAAGUCCUGCGGGGCUCGGAGCGCUUCAGGGACCUGAUGCCCAACUACAACCCCGACAUCAUCUUCAAGGACGAGGAGAACACGGGGGCAGACCGGCUCAUGACCGAGCGCUGCAAGGAGCGUGUGAACUCUUUGGCCAUCGCGGUGAUGAAUAUGUGGCCGGGGGUGAAGCUGCGGGUGACAGAGGGUUGGGACGAGGAUGGGCACCACCUCCCUGAUUCGCUGCACUACGAGGGCCGGGCGCUAGACAUCACCACUUCCGAUCGGGACCGGCACAAGUACGGCAUGCUGGCACGCCUGGCCGUCGAGGCUGGCUUUGACUGGGUCUACUACGAGUCCAAGGCUCACAUUCACGUCUCCGUCCGAGCAGAUAACUCCUUGGCCGUUCGCACCGGUGGCUGCUUCCCCGGACACGCCACCGUGACGCUGCGGAACGGCGAGCACCGGGGUCUGGCUGACCUACGCCAGGGCGACUGGGUGCUGGGCGCCGAGCCAGGCGGGCGCCUGGUGCCCACCCAGGUGCUGCUCUUCCUGGACCGCGACCUGGCCCAGAGAGCCUCCUUCGUGGCCAUCGAGACGGCCAGUCCCGCGCUUCGGCUGCUCCUCACCCCGUCCCACCUCAUCUUCGCUGCCCGCGGCGUAGCCAACGGCACCGCGGCCGCCUUCUCGCCCGUCUUCGCCCACCGUGUGCGCCCGGGGGACGCGGUGCUGGCCCACGGGGCCGGCGGGCAGGGCCUGCGCCCCGCGCGGGUGCUGCGGGUCUCACGGGAGGAUGGCGUGGGGGUCUUUGCCCCCCUCACCUCCCACGGGACCCUGCUGGUUAACGGGGUGCUGGCAUCCUGCUACGCCGUCCUGGAGAGUCACCGCUGGGCACACCGAGCCUUCGCCCCGCUCCGCCUCUUCCACGGGCUCCUCUCACUGCUGCCCGCCCGCCCCGACACCGGUAACGGGACGAUGCCAGAGGCUGGCAUGCACUGGUACUCCCGCCUGCUCUACCGGCUGGCCGGCGGCAUGCUGGCCCCCGAGGCUCUGCAGGCCUAG
This is a messenger RNA of Indicator indicator, 1236 nucleotides long. RefSeq names its product desert hedgehog signaling molecule (gene DHH). NCBI's taxonomy places the organism in Eukaryota, Metazoa, Chordata, Aves, Piciformes, Indicatoridae. The record is from RefSeq and is a predicted model, not a curated record. Gene Ontology annotation, molecular function: patched binding; calcium ion binding. The coding region runs from base 1 to 1236 and encodes 411 amino acids. The transcript is spliced from 3 exons. Gene Ontology annotation, biological process: multicellular organism development; cell fate specification; smoothened signaling pathway.